This is a messenger RNA of Triticum aestivum (bread wheat), 2064 nucleotides long. RefSeq names its product ACT domain-containing protein ACR10. The record is from RefSeq and is a predicted model, not a curated record. Bases 337 to 1611 code for a protein of 424 amino acids. Lineage: Eukaryota; Viridiplantae; Streptophyta; Magnoliopsida; Poales; Poaceae. The transcript is spliced from 5 exons.
GGCCGUAUCUUUGCCAUCCUCACUCAGAUUAUUAUGCCAAGACCAAGAGCCUGGGAGGAAUCCAGUCCCCAAGAUUCCUCGUCCCCUUCCCCUUCCCCUCCGCCUCCGGCCGGCCACGCCCACCAACACAAGACAAGCUCGGCAAAAGAUCCAAUUUCGCCGCCGCCGCCGCAUCCACCCCCAAUUCCUCGUCCCCGCACCCCGACCACACCCCAUACCGGCCUCCCUACUAACUAGCGAGUAGGGACGGACGGCCCGAGCAACCAACCGAACCAGCCCAAAGAUUUGAUUUUCGAUUUUCGAUUCCAUCUCUCGCCAAGAGAGACAGCGAGAGGGAUGGGGAUCCCGAGCCCGAGCGACGAGGUGGUCCAAAUCGUGCACGGGGACAGCGCCGGCGACCCCACCGUGGUCACCGUGAGCUGCCCCGACAAGACCGGCCUGGGCUGCGACCUCUGCCGCCUCGUCCUCCUCUUCGGCCUCAACGUCCUCAAGGGCGACAUGAGCACCGACGGCCGCUGGUGCUACAUCGUGCUCUGGGUCGCCGCCUCGCGCCGGGGCCGGCCCCCCGUCGCCUGGGACCUCCUCAAGGAGCGCCUCGUCGACCUCUGCCCCGUCCCCGCGCCCUUCGGAGUCGACAGCGCCUACCUCGCCGCCGCCGGCCUCCAGGAGCCCGCCGGAGAGCCCCAGGUGUUCCUGCUCAAGUUCUGCUGCUACGACCGGAUGGGCCUCCUGCACGACGUGACAUGCGUGCUGUGCGAAAUGGAGCUUACGAUUAGGAGGGUCAAGGUCUCCACCACGCCCGACGGCAGAGUCAUGGACCUUUUCUUCAUCACCGAUGCUAGGGAACUUCUACACACAAAGAGCAGGAGGGAAGAGGCCUACGAAAAGCUGCAGAGCGUCUUAGGUGACUCGGUGACGAGUUGUGAAAUAGAAUCCGCGACGGAGGACAUGUCUUCUUGCCUCCAAGCUUCAGCGUUGUUGUCGCCUCUUGUCCUGGAGCAGAUGUUCAGCGAGGUUGAUGUCAUUGAGGAGCAGUCGAGCCGCUCGAGGUCUGACAGUAGACUGUCGGUCACAAUGGACAACUCCCUCAGCCCCGCGCAUACCCUGAUUCAGAUCCAGUGCGGCGACCACAAGGGCCUCCUGUACGACAUCAUGAGAACAGUCAAGGACUGCAACAUCCAGAUUUCGUAUGGUCGGUUCUACGCGGGCCAGAAGGGCCGGUGCGAGGUGGACCUUUUCGCGGUGCAGUCGGACGGGAAAAAGAUACUUGACCAGCAGAAACAGAGGACGAUGUGCUCUCGGCUGAGGACGGAGCUGCUGCGGCCGCUCCGCGUGGCGCUGGUGAACCGGGGCCCCGACGCGGAGCUGCUGGUGGCGAACCCGGUGGAGGUGUCCGGGAAGGGCAGACCGCUGGUGUUCUACGACAUCACGCUCGCGCUCAAGAACCUCCAUAGACGAGUCUUCUUGGCCGAGAUUGGAAGGCAUGUGGUGGAUGAUAGAGAGUGGGAGGUGUACAGGGUGCACCUGGGGGAGGACGACCACGAGCUCUCGUGCUCGGUGCGGAGCAAGAUCGUCGACGGCGUCACCAACAUGCUCAUGGGCUGGGACUGACUGACCGACUGGUCUCACCAUGCCUCUUCCUUGACAUUCAGUCUUGUUGCAAAAGACAGAGACCGGCUUCAUUUGUUUGUUUUGUGUAAGUAGGUGCCAUCGACUCGUUGUACAUAGGGAGGGAUGUUGAUGGCUGCUGCUGCUGAUGUAAAUUAAGUGGUUUCAGGUUGCUGUUCACUGGAUAGUUAGGUCACUCUGCAUCAGUCUGAAAUACUACGAAGAAGUCAUACUUGCCUUGUGUUGUUGCUAGGCAAUGAAAUGAUGAUACAUUGAUAGACCAGUGUUGUUGGGUCUGAGGUAUGUAGUGUAUCUUUGCCCAGCUCAGCUGGUGCACUAGUAUUAGCUAGUGAUUAGCACAGUAGGGCAAGUUAAGCAAGUGGUUCCGACAAUACUAUUAAUAGUUGGCAAUGCUUGCUGAUUUUCUUAUUUUAUUUUAUUUUAUGAAAGGGGUCA